UCUCCUACAAAUACAUAAAGGGAACAUAUUCUUUGUAGUACUUUAAAUUAAUACUCCAUUCGUCCUAAUUAAAGCUGAUGGGUAUAUCCUUAUACCCGGCCUGAAUAACCGAAAGGGACAGGUCAAAAUAUGACCGGUCACUUUCUUCAAUCACCAAAUGAGGACAACUCUUCGAUUGAGAUUGGUCCAAAGUUGACCGGUCACUCUCCUUAAAAAGUGACCGGUCACAUUUUGGGCAAUAACCAAAAUGUCACCUAAUGUUAUGGAGGAUAUUCCGGAAGACCAAAGAGACGGGUUGAACUCAAGAAAUGACCGGGUAACCUUUGAGGAAAGGUCGGACCUGGUCAACCCACCCAGCUAUAUUUACACCAUCAUUUUUGGCACCGACCGUGGGACCAGAUUUGUGAAGUUUUUCGACCAGGCCCUGAGUGAAAGCACUCCUGCCAUCCCACUGCUGAUGAUGAGCAUGGGGACGACCUUUGCCCCGAUCACCACGGUAGAAUCGAUUGGGAUGAUCCCAAUCAUGUCAACCCCUACUCCUACACCAACGACGACAAUGUUCCCAUGCUCGAUAACAACACCUGGGGGAGCAUUCACACCAUAUCCAUCAAGCUUGGCUCAAUUUUUCGCUGACCCGGCAAAUGCUCAGGCUCUACAGGGCUAUCAACAGGUGAUGUCCAUGAUGCAACAGGCAGGGGGCUUCAUGCCAUUUGCUUAUCAUGGCAUGAUGGCACCAAUCAUGAUGAUCCCUAUACACCCGGUGAAUUUGACAGGGGCCAUGGACAUGGCGACACCCUCAAUAGCUAAGCCCAGCAAGACCCGAGAUUCAGCGUUCAAACGCCUGGGUGAUAAAGAGUCUGCCAAGCUACGUCUUGGUCUUGAGAUGGGUCGGACUAGCGCGAUGGAAAGACUUGGCGGGAGUCGUCCAGCCCAAUCACGUCGUUCUAGGGAAUCUGAGACGAUUCACCUAGACGAGGAAGAGACCGAAAGUCAGCCCAGGGCGUCGGCAUACACCAAGCUCUCAUAUGAUGAGGAUGACUUGCACAAGAUAGAGAGCGUAGCAAGAAAGCUACGCGCCUUGGAGGAAAAAGUAGAAGAGAAGGCAGGAGCAAAGAAGCACACCCUGGAAAAAUCACCUUUUUCGGCCAGGGUACAUGCACACACAUUAAGGCGGAAGAUCAAGUUGGACAUGGAGAAAUUCACUGGAAAGGAGGAUCCAAACGUCCACCUUGACACCUUCCAUAAUGCAACGCAAAUGGCCGGGUGCACUGAUGCUAAGGAGUGCCUACUCUUCUUCUCAUCCUUGAGAGGGAGGCCAGUGGAAUGGUUUAACAGCCUUCCUCAUGGUAAAAUAGGGUCCUUUGAGAAACUUGCUGAGGUUUUCCGCAAGAAGUACCAGGACAAUUGCAUCAAGAGGAAGAAGUUUACCUACAUUAAUACGGCCGAGGCGGAGGUCUUGAACAAGAGCAAGCGGGAACUGGAGGAAGGCUAUACAAGGGUGAAAUCCGAUAAGCCGAAGGAGGACGACCAGAUGGGAGGGUCCAAGCCAAGGGCCACAUAUGAUGGAACGGUCCAUCAAAUCAGGGAUGAGAAGAAAGGGGAACAACCCAAGAGGCCCUGGACAGAGAAGUGGUGUACCUACCACCAAUCUGACUCCCACAACACGGCGGACUGCCGAAAUGUCAAGGUUGUGCUCAAGGAGAUGGCCUUGAAGGAAGAGCUUGGGGAAGGUUAUGCAAUUGGUCAUAAGAAGGAUCCAAAAACAAAUACCUGGACCCGUCCUCAGGAAAAAGAUCAUGGGAGGAGAAGAGCGGAAGAACUGGGCCAGGAGCCUGCACGUAGCGGUGGUUUCCCUGAAUCACAAGGGAAGCAGGCAAGGAGAGAGCCUAUCACUUUCACUGAUAGGGAUCUGCCCAGAACGGGGGGAGACCAUAAUGACCCAUUGGUCAUUACAAUGGACAUCAAUGGAGCUGAUGUAGCCAAAGUCUUGGUUGAUACUGGGAGCAGUGUCAAUGUUUUAUACUUGGAUGCUUUUAAAAAGUUAAAACUUGACAGUUCCAUGUUAAGGCCAUUGCAAACUCCAUUAUCAGGCUUCACUAGAGCUAGCAUAGAAGCGGAAGGUCAAAUCACCUUACCAGUUACCUUGGGGUCGGGUAACAGAAUAGUGACCAAACAAAUGAGAUUUGUUGUGGUCGAUAUCAAGUGUGUGCAUAAUGCCAUUCUAGGUAGGCCUGGAAUCAACCAGGUCAGGGCCAUUAUUUUUAUGGCACACUUGUGCAUGAAAUUCUAUACUCCAAAUGGAAUCGGGGAGGAAAGAGGUGAUCAGAAGAAUGCACGAUCCUGUUACCUAGAAGCGGUCAAGAAGAUGACCCGCCAAUUCGAGCAAAUUGAAUUGGUCUCCCAGCAGGUGGACAAGGGUGAGGAGAAGGCUAGGAUCGAACCGGAUGCAAACACGGAGGAGAUCCAGAUUGAUACUUCCAACCUUGAAAGGAAGGUUAGAAUUGGGGCUGAUCUUCAAGAAGAGCUAAGGACUGAGAAUUUCCAGGUGUUGACCAGGUAUAAAUCAUUAUUUUGCCUGGAGUGUUGCUGAUAUGCCCGGGAUUGACCGAUCAGUCAUUUGCCAUCGCCU
Messenger RNA from Cuscuta campestris, 2629 nucleotides. Lineage: Eukaryota; Viridiplantae; Streptophyta; Magnoliopsida; Solanales; Convolvulaceae. The record is from the annotation of a GenBank genome assembly.